GCUUCAAGAAACUCAUAUAAACACGUGAGAGAAGAUGACAAGGUCUAGAUCAAGAUCACCACGAUGGAAACCAAGGUCCUUAUCUCCAGCAUUUAGGAGUCCAGAGCACCAUAGGCAAAGGCAUGCUCAUAUUAAUUAUGACUGUGAAUAUAAAAGCUUUCGUAAGGACCCAAAGAAACCUAUGCCUUGGAGAACAGAAGAUGAAAAAUAUGGGCAAAGCAAUUCCAGGUUUGCACCUCAUGGAAAUAACCACCAGAGAAUAUAUGAACGUAGGUCACCUUCACCAAACCUGAAAAGAAUUCCCAUGGAAGAUACUUACAGUCAUAAACCCUACAGAACACAUUCAUCUGAAAGAACUGAAAGCAAUAGGAGAUGCCAGUUACCACCAAAAUACUCAGAAAUACCAUAUAAAGAGCAUGAUCGUCCAUUUUACCAACACAAAAUGGAAGAAAGAUACAUGUUUGAGCACUACAAAGUCACUGGAAAUGAAAAAGGAAUGAAACCUUUUCACAGACCAUUAGGGGCUUCAUUUAAACUUGAAAGAAAAUGGCAUGAAGAUGGCUUGAGGCACCAGAGGUUACAUGAAGAGAAGUAUGGUCAGUCACCCAGAAGAGUUUCUGAUGAAUUUACGGCCAGGAGCUCUUUACAGAAGAGGUAUCCUGAAGAUCACGAUUACAGAGAAUAUGGGCACACGUCCAAAAGGGCUAAAGAAAUGGAGAGGUAUGACGGUGGAGAAGUAGCAAGAAAUUCCAAGUGGAAGCAAGAACGUUCUUUUCCACUGUACCAAGAAAAGGAGGAGCAAAGAAAUCUGGGUGCCCAGUCCCACCGAUCGGCUGAAAGGGAGUACUCGGAGGGUUCUGUCACAAAGAUAGCCUAUGAGUACAGUCACAAGCGGCGCAGGCAUCUGGAUGGGGAAAAGCCUUUUUCAGACGAUAGAGCUCAGAAAUAUGUGAAGCAGGAAGACCAGAAAUAUGGUUCUUGUAAGGGUGCCCGGAAUAGCAAAGAGUUAGAUUACUUUAGUGGUGGAAGAGCGAGACGGACUGAAGAAGGGCACCUUGAAGUACCUGUUAAAUAUAGUUCAAAGAAGGUCUGCAAUGCUUGUGUUAACUCUUCCAAAAUGGAGGUUGAUCUGAGAUCUUUUAAAAACAAACCGAAGGAAAGAGUAAGGAAAGAAGGGGAAUUCAGGCAAAAAGUAGAUUCCUCCGAUAGCCAGCAUGAUUCAAGUCAUACUGUUUCAGAUGUGAAAAUGUCAGAUGUCAACUGUAGGAGGGAACAUCUCACAAUCAAAGUGGAUAUGAAGAAAAUGGUGACCAAGUACAGGACUGCCUCUAGUCAUACUACAGAGAGACAGAUGUCCCAUGAUCUGGUUGCUGUUGGCAGAAAAAAUGAAAAUUUUCAUCCAGUGUUUGAGCACAUGGAAUCUGUAACCCACAAUGUUGAAAAUGACCCAUCAAGAGAAUUUACUCAGGAAAUAAUCACCAUUAUCCAUCAAGUUAAAGCAAAUUAUUUUACAUCUUCUGACAUAACAUUACAUGAACGAUUUUCAAAAAUUCAGGAUAAACCAGUUGCAGAUAUGAAUGAAGUUAAAAUAUGUUUGGAUCCAGAAAUUCACAGGAGGUUUGACAUGUCUCUAGCAGAACUUCAGAACAAACGAACUGUGGAAUCUGAAUCUCCCCAGAACAUGAUGAGAGUGUUAGAAGAUCCAAAUGAUCUACGUCAUGAUAUAGAAAGAAGAAGAAAAGAGAGACUGAAGAAUGAAGAUGAGAGAGUCUUUCAUGUAGAUGAUGUAACUCCAAGGAACCAUCAAAACUGCAGUCUUUCAAAAUUACAAAACUCUCAAUUUGAUGGCUUCCAAAAGCCUAUGAGGUUCAUUAAGCCACCUUUCAGGAAAUUUAUUGGGAAACCUCACCUGAAUUCUUACUAUUCUUCAAAACCAAGUGAUACUUACCCUCACCGACGCAUUAGAGGACACCUUGAAAAUGCAGGACCCACCAGAAGGCACUUUAAGAGCAACUUUGCAGAUGGCCGUUUGCAAUCCCAUUAUAAAUCAGGCUUAGUACAGAAGGGUUUAUAUAUUCAGGCUAAGUACCAGCGGUUGCGUUCUGUUGGUGUAAGGGGAUUUACCACUAAUAAAUUCAGAGAUGGAUUUUUGAGGAAAGAAAAGGGAAACUUAAAUAUUGCCACAGAAACCUGAACUGAGGUGUGAUCCUGAAGUUGAAACAGAUAACACAUCAAAGGGAGCAUCUGUUCAUUUUUUGACAACUUUGUCAAGACUUAAAAUAGGAUAAAGGAACUAACCCUGUAACUUUCUUGAUUACAAAUAACUUUAUUUUUCAGUAGUGGAAUGCUGCAGAACUUUUUCACAGUUUUAAUAAUUGCUUUUAAAGUACAGUAUUCAACUGAAACGUUGUAGUAUGUACGUUUAGUUCCUCUUGCAUACCAGUCUCAAGUAAAGAAGUCACUGAAGGGAUUCUUAUUUAUUGAAUACUUUUUCUUCCAAGCAUGAUGUUACAGAUGGAACUGGAGUUGUUAUACCCAGAGGUUUAUAUGUUGAAAGUUUAUUGCUUAUGUAAUAAAAAAAAGGAAACAAAAAAAAAAGUGCCUGAAUUGUUUGGUAAUAGCACAUUAGCUCAGGAUUUUCCAAGUAAUGACCUUCUAGGUUGUGCAAUAGAUUUUACACCUCUGUUCAGUCAUUUCUGUAAAACAGUAUUUUGUAUAACUUUAGUUUAAUAGUCUACUUGAGUUUAUGUAUAUACAUUUGUAAAUUGUUAGAAUGUUGGGAGAACUUUCAGUAUUUGAUUAAUGAAUGGUAACAGGCAGGUAUGUAAUGUACUGUAGCAGUAGCUUAUAACUGCACUGAAAGCAUGCUUGGGUUGGUAGAGGAUUAGUUGGUCUGUAUUUAAAAUUAUUCUGUAUCGUUAUAUUUUUUGGUGUAUGACAUUCUUUACCAAGCCACAUGUUCUCUAAUCUUUUUCGUCAUAAAUGACUUGGUGAUUUCCUGGAUUCUGAAAUUGGGGCCUGAAGUAUUUAAUUACAAGAAAAACAAGAAACGUAAGUUUUUAUAAGCAUAUCUUCUAACAAAGCUGUUCAUAACAGAAACUGCUUUAAAUGCAGAUAAUUUUAAAUUUUGUUCAAUAUCCCAGUAAUUCUCUGAAGUUUACUGCAGUAGUUAUGCUGUGUGCAAAACUCAAAUGGCCAGACAUGUUUUAUAAGCAGCUAUGAACAAUGUUGUGCUUAUUUCCUGUUUAUAGCCUUUGCCUUAAUAUAUAAUAUAUGAUAGGGUUGUGUGUAUGUAUUACAGAUUUGUUGAGACUUUUUGUUGCUGGUAAAUUAAAGAUGCAUAGCAAGUAGCUUUCAGAGAUCUUCUUUAAUAAAAAAGCUAUUCACCAUAUCCAGAAUAUAUGCAUGCUAAACUAUUUCCAUCACUUCCAAGACAGUGUUAGCAAUACAGAAUGCAGACUAGUCUCUGUUUUGGAUAGUAGAUCAGAAUUCUAAUACUGGGCAGAGGUAUGUUCAGAGAAAAAUAUCUUUUGGGGGAUGAAAAGUCAGAAUAUGAUUUCUGCAUGCUUUUUUGGUAAUGUUUUUUUCCACAAUGCCUUUAGUAGAGAGACUAUAUGAAAGUGUAGUUAUGGUUCAGUGAAAUAGUGUCCCUUAAAACUUUUGUAUCAAUGGUACGUGUUGCUCAGUGUUCACAGGGAAUAAGCAAGCAGGAAGUGUGUCAAAUUCAUUGAUGUUGUGGUCAUUCAAGAAUAACACCAGAUGGUUUGUUUCUAAAACCCAUGUUCUCAGUUUAAAUAAUGAUAUUUAAGGAUUCAGCUAGUUUUUUCAGUAACUUUGACAUGCAUCCACAAAAUGGGAAACUAAAGGAAAGUAAUUCCCUGGUCAAAUAGAGGCAGGCACCUUUCUGCAGAUAAGAAAAUGUUUAUUUACUGAUGCUGUCAGUGAUUAAUCUGGAAAAUCGUUCUGUGUAGAUUUACUGGGGGAUGAAAAUAAGGAUUUGAAACAGAUUAAGUGAGUCAACCCAAAGCAAAUGUGGCGUAACUGCACCUGAGCAGUCUGCUGGCAGGGGAGUGCUGCAUGUACCCUGCAGAUGAGGGCAGGUUUACCCUCUAGCUGACAAGCUAUUCACGCUGCUCCUGAAUGUGCUAAACCACUGAAAAACACAUAAGAAGUGAAACUUUGUACAAUACAGGACAAACUACUGAAGCUAUAUUGUCUUAUUCAACAGGAUACUGCUGUUACUGUAAACUUCCUGCAGUGUUCUUAUUAAAGCCUGGAAGAGAACUCACUGAGCAAAUGGGAAAAGUGGAUACAUGAAGAAACUUCUGCCAUGGCAGUUUUGUUAACACUGUUGGGAAGUAAUGCUGAAGUAAUCAGACUUCAGUUAGUUAAUGCUGCUUUAAACAGGUUUAAAAGUGUGACUGGCUCUGACUUUGUGCUUUCUUUUUUUUACAAUGCAUGACUAGAUAUCUGUAAUUUAUUUCUACAACUGUGAGCAACAUAGUACAAACAUUUGGGGGGUUUUGGCAUGCUUACUGACCUUUUUUUUUUUUUUUCUUCCCCCUUCCUACCUUUGGUCCCAAGAUGAAUGUCAUGAUGAAAAGUAGUCACUGUUUCAGUUAUUUUACCAUUUAAGGUGAUACCAUUUGUUCAAAUCACACUCUUUACCAAUAGCUUCACUAAUUUGGGAUUCUGUCAUGAUAAUUUUCCUGUUUUAUAAAAUCCAUACAGAAAUUGAAAUCUGUGACUGACUCUAGACUGCUAGAGGUACCUACUCUGAUGUUACCUGGUGUGAGACAUUACUAUGUAGAUUUAUCUUUGUGAAUUAGAGACUUGUCUACUCAUAAAUCAUCUUAUUUGUUCUUUUAGCACAGAAAAGUUCUGUUGUACUGGAAUAUAGUGUAUUGAAAUUACUGAUUGGGUUGUGAAGGCACGAGAAAAAGUGUUAAGUAGAAGAAAGGUCAAUUUACUUGAAUAACUUGGUGCCUUUCUGUAUUGUGACUGCAUUGUAGAAAACACCUGUACAAAGACUUAAGUAAUAUACUGAUUAUUGCAUUGUUUCUAAUGGGAGCACGGACUGAUAAUUUGUUAAAAUAACCACUUUAAAUGUGUAAUCCUCAGCAGGAAAACAGUGUCUGUUGCAUUAGUAAAGUCUGUCACUGCAUUUGCAUUGGAAGGGCAAGUUAAAAAUGUGAUUGUCUAAGAGCUUUCUAGCUUUGUUUUAUACUUUGAAAAUAUAAAUGUGAAUUGCCUUUCUUUUGGUUGACUUGAAAUGGCUGUUAAAUGCUCAUGUCAUAUUCUCAAUUUUUCACAUGUGAAAUUGUUUUUUUAAAUGGAUAUCCAAAAUGCAAUGGAUUUAUUAUGACUAGUCUUCCUUAAAAGUGUCUGAAAUAAUAAGUUGUUGUGAUAUUAGCAUUUAUAUUGGUGAUCCAUUUAAUCUUUCCAUAGAUUGGUUAGAAUCCUCAUUUUAAGCUUUGUGAUGAUUGAGUUCACAUAGUUAACAAAAUUCUGGGGCUAGUAAGAAGCAACACAUUGCAAGGCUUCUACAAGACUGCCUUAACUGUAAUAAUUAUAUGUUUAAAAUCACCUUACCUGAUGGAUUUAGAUGGUCUUGAGACCUGGACAUAACUAACUCAACUCAGGUAACUGAUAGCAGAGGAUGGGAGUAAAUUCAGCUGAUUGCCAGUUGUAUUAAAGGUUUACCUGCUGCCUUUCUCUCCCAGAGCCUCAGGGUGAAAUGCUGAUUUUUCUUUAUAUGAACUUAGUUGCUUUAAAAACAAAACAGAAAACACGAUUACACUUUCUUGUGGCAUUAUAAAGGGCAGGGUUCUCAAAAGUUGCUUGUUACAUGUUGUAAUUUUCUGCCAUGUCUUGGAAAUGGAUAGUGAGAGUUGCUUGGAGAAGAUGAUUAAUGAUUAUAUCAAACAGACUUGACUUCUUGGUGUUCACCUUACAAGACUGUAAACACAGGGAGGUCUGUAACUUCUUGCUUUCUGAAGGGAUACUUUCCCAUGCUGUGUAGAAACAUGCCUCUUGCCUUUUUUUAAGCAUCUGAACAGCUAUCCACAAAGUUCUCUAUGGGAGAGUUCUCUAAAAGAAAGACUUCAGACUUGCAUCCUAAUGAAUAUGGAGGGGAAAAAAAGGAUGUUUCUGCAUGUAACUCUGGCCCUUGACAGACUUAAUUCCAUCACUGCAGGAUUACAA
This is a messenger RNA of Athene cunicularia (burrowing owl), 6204 nucleotides long. It is a transcript of the gene BCLAF3, whose product is annotated as BCLAF1 and THRAP3 family member 3. NCBI's taxonomy places the organism in Eukaryota, Metazoa, Chordata, Aves, Strigiformes, Strigidae. The transcript is spliced from 11 exons. Gene Ontology annotation, biological process: positive regulation of transcription by RNA polymerase II. Gene Ontology annotation, molecular function: transcription coregulator activity; DNA binding. The record is from RefSeq and is a predicted model, not a curated record. Gene Ontology annotation, cellular component: mediator complex. The coding region runs from base 35 to 2194 and encodes 719 amino acids.